Molecule: messenger RNA, 2375 nt
Organism: Cinara cedri
Lineage: Eukaryota; Metazoa; Arthropoda; Insecta; Hemiptera; Aphididae
Source: the annotation of a GenBank genome assembly
CGGAACACGCGUUGAUAAUGUUCUUAAUUUGUGAAUAAAAUUUUUAAUGUAUUAUAAAUUCAGUAACUUGGUUUUACAGUUAAACUUAAAUUUGUCUGUUCCAUUUUAAGUAUUAUACAAAUUCAUAAAAUGAGUAAAUUAAAUAAAUUCAUAAGGUAUGAUCAAACAAAUAUACAUUAUAAAUUAGUUUUAAUUGGCCUUUGAAUGACCUCAACCAAUAUUUUUGAAAAUUAUUCAUAACGGCCUUGAAAUUAUUCAAAGCAUUACAACUUUGUUAUAUUUAGUUAUACUAUAAAAGGAGCGUUAUUUGGAGCAACAAUAUUUGGAUCCUCUGAAUUAGGCUUAUGGAAAGAUGGAGAAACUUCCCGUGAAUUAGCAAAAUUAAUUAUUGCAAUUCUAACGCCUAUUGCUAACAAAGCCAAGUCUGAAAUGCCAGAACAAGUUAAGUUUUUAUUUCUACAUACUAUUUCAAAUAAACAUUCAUAUUGUUUAUUCUAGGUCAAAUCAUUGCCAUCUGUAGAAAAUCUAAAAUCCACCUCUACGGCACGUUGGAAUAAAAGCGUUUAUGCUGCUGGAGAAUUUGUCAUAGAUGUACCACACAAAUGUGCUUGUGCAGCAAACAAAGCUUACCAAUUGGUCGAGGUACAACUGAAUCCUAAAGAAAAUUAACAAAACUAUCAAUUUGUAUUGAGUAAAUAUAAUCGUGUACUUAUAUUUUGUUAAUAAUUUAUAGAAAUAUGUUAUAUAAAAAUAAUAAAGUAUUUGUGCUCAUAUUAAACUAUCAUAGAUAAUAUUUUAGUUUUCAUUUCUGUGUUGUGCAAUUAUAAAUAUUUUUUUUUAUCAUAAAAUUUGAGUUAUAUAUUGUUUCAAUAUUUCAAAUUAUAAAUAUUUAUUAGAAUUAUAUUUGUUAGUAAAUCAGUAAUGACAUUUUUUAUAAUUGAAAUAUUGUGAUGAAAGUAUACACUUAGAAGCUAAAAAGAAAAGGAUUAUCAUAUAGAGCAACACGCAUAUAAUAAAAUAAGAAAUAAAUGUACUUCAUGUUUUAAACGUUUAAAAUACAAUAUCAAAAUAAUUUACUCUGAAAAUAAUGUAUUUAAUGAUACAACUUGAAAUUUUAAGCAUGUCAUUCCAGAGGUAUCGAAACCAAACAUGUUUACGUACAGUUGAUAUUGUCAGGAUUGAUGGCGAAUGUUUGUUCACUGCCGGAAUAAGUUUGAAAAGUUAUAAUAACAAGUACCAAACUAUUGAAAAAGAUUUUACCUCAUACGAGUAAUUAUCUUUAUUUUUAUUUAACAGUCAACAAUUUUGAUACUAAAACAAUCGUAAACAGUUGGGUUUUGGUACCCCCACAAAAAUAUGUAUAUUAAAAAAAUGAAAAUAUUCAUACAUAUUGUUAUCAAUAAUUACUUCUUAUAAAAAAAAAAUGAUUGAAAAUAAUAUUGAAUUAUGUAAAAAUAACUUAAAUACUUUGUUAGUCUUGAAAAAAUAAGUUGAAAAUGUUAUGUACAUGUAUUAAAAGGUUAUGCAAUAUUUUUUUAAAUUCAUAUUGAUCAAAAAACAAUGAUUUUGCCUGGCUUCUAAUACUAAAACUAACAUACAAAUGUCAACGAAUACCAAAAUAAUUUUAAUAAUGGUACGAUAUACACUGGUUGUAACGGUUUAGUAAAAAUUUCACAAUAAAAAAAAAUUGUACACUUUAAAAUUCUAUUAAACAGUUUAUUUUAUAAACCAAGUAAUUACAUAUAGUAGAUGACAGAUGAAGGAUAAUAUUAAUUUAAAAGGCAUUUUAAGUUAUCAAAUUUCAUAACUCAAUAACAAAUUUAAAUAAUAUAAUUAGUAUAUAUAUAUAUAUAUAAAAAAAUACUGUUUUUAAAUAUUUAUAACUAUGUCUUUAAAGAAAUCAUAAAGUCAUUUUUCGUUUGAAGUUUUUAAUAUUCUGUUCAAUUUGUUAUGUUCGCAAUUAAUGUCAUUUACCAUCUAAAACAUGUUUGUACAAAAUUCCUAUAAACGGAAAGAAAACUUAUAUUAAGCAGACACAUCAACUUCCAUUUUUUCCACUUCUUUUUCUGCUUUAGGUUCGUCAACCUCCAUUUUACCAGCUACGUUGUUUUUUUGAGGCUUCUUCUUCUUCUUUUUCACUGGUUGUAAAAUACCUCUUUGAUUAACAGAUGUUUUGAGUAAAUUCUAAACAUAGUUUAUUAUGAAAAAUAACAUUUAAUAUUAAAUGCAUUUAUUUAAAACAUACCAAGACUUCUGGGUCUUUAAUAGUUAAAUUAGAAACAUAAAUAUCCUCUUCAAACGGUAAUCCUGUUAUCCGGGCAGGUCCAGUAGUUGUCACUAGUACUGUAAAUUUGUACUGAACAACAGUUUCUCCU